AUGUAUCGCGACGCGUGCGUCAAGGUCGCCUUGAGGUAUGCACGACGCAAUGCGAUCCGCGAAACUUCGAGACAAAACCGGCGAUUCAAAUUGUGCUGGCGGGCAAGGCACUAUAAGUCAAAAGCGGAGGUUUUCGAGCACAAGAUCAUCGUCAAGGAAGAGAAAACCAGGAGAACAUAUAAGAAGGUCGCGAAAAAGGACGGUCAAAUUCUCAUACUGGACGAAGACAACAGACCAGCGUACAACGUACGAUUUAAGCCAGGUAGCGUGAUUUGGAUCGAUCAGCUUGAGAAUGCAGCUCCGGAUCCUGCAGAAAGCCUGUCCGCAAACCUAUCUGAUGAACAUAGAGAGGGGCAUAGAAAAUGGACUGACUAUCUGAGAAUCUCUCCUGCCGCAGAUGGCGGAAAAAUACCAUAUAUUGUCGAGAACGUCGAAAACUCUGAGACACCUGUUCUCAAACUGCGGUGCUCUUUGAGAGGGCCUUUUAAAUGGGUUUCUAUCUAUGGGGAAAAUGAGCACGAUUGGGAAGGGAUUGCCCGAGCGGAGGGAGCGAAGGGGAAGGGCAUGUUUACGUUGUCAUUUAUAUUGAAAUUCUGUGACAUGUUGUCUCAACCGCGGUAUGAGCAAUCGCUUUUUUUUCCUUGGAACGAGGAAGAAGAGAAAAAAGAGGCACACGAGUGCGAGCGUCAGAUACAACUGGACAAGAUACGUAAAGAGGCGGUGCUGGUAGCCCUCGCAUUCGCUGCGCGCGACAUAGCCUUGCCCGCUUCUAACGCGGUCCAAGCUUAA
This is a messenger RNA of Beauveria bassiana ARSEF 2860, 789 nucleotides long. RefSeq lists its product as uncharacterized. Bases 1 to 789 code for a protein of 262 amino acids. The record is from RefSeq and is a predicted model, not a curated record. The transcript is spliced from 2 exons. NCBI's taxonomy places the organism in Eukaryota, Fungi, Ascomycota, Sordariomycetes, Hypocreales, Cordycipitaceae.